This is a messenger RNA of Ambispora gerdemannii, 390 nucleotides long. The record is from the annotation of a GenBank genome assembly. Lineage: Eukaryota; Fungi; Glomeromycota; Glomeromycetes; Archaeosporales; Ambisporaceae.
AUGUCAAAGAAACCUGAGAGAAGAGCAGCUGUUCUGGAUGAAACAACUCGCAAAAGAAACGUUGAGCGUCAUUUGAAUGAACUUGAACGCGACAAUUACGCAGAAGUUCCAGGCUUAGAAAUAACUGGAACCUUAUCCAAACCACGAAGAACUUCAGAAGUUGAUUUGAAUCAAAAUGGUCAAAAAAAGAAGGCACGGACCAAAAAAGAACUUAUUAAACAGUUGUGCGUGAAGAAAACCCUAAAUUUGUUACUGGAAGAAUCGCGAAUUGAAUUACUUCCCCCCGAUACACCGACUUAUUUGUCAUCAGCAGCGGCUCCUUCUAGGUAUCCUCCACCAUUAAGUGCAAAGAAACCCACGAAGAAACAAGGUCUUUAUAAUAAUUCUUGA